AUGUCAAAUCACUUAGAUCGUCUAAAUAAAACUGAAUUAGAAAUUAAAACUUUUGAACUAGGAAAUUAUCCUGAAAGCCCUAUGAUUACUUAUAAAGAAAAAAAAAAUAUUAUUACACAACGAUCAUUUAACUAUUUUAUAGAGGCAGAAGGGUUUUAUCCAAAUGCCUCUCAACUUCAUUAUACUUCAUCUCCUAAAAAGUAUUCAAUCCCUAAUAAUUAUUCUGUAAGAACUAGCUGGGGCUGUGGUAAAAAUCAGCAAACAGUUCAGUGUAAAAUAGUAUAUAAAAAUGGAAGUCCAGAAUUUCAAAUUCAAUUUGGUACCUUUUUUGAAAAUGAAAUCAAAUCAUGUAUAUCAGCUACCACGGCUGCAACAAAUUAUGAAAAAGCUAUAAACAAAACAAGUCGAUUAUCUGGAAUAUUGCUAUUCGGAUUACAGCUUCAAACACUUAAAAAUAUUAGAGAAUCUCGAUAUUCCUGGUCAGCAUAUGCAAAAGACAUUAGACAAGAUUUAAUUAAACCAGCAAUUCAAUGUUCUCAGUCAGCACUUGAUAAGCGUGCAAAAGAUGUUGCAGCAAUUAUUAAAGAGAAAUUUAUUCAAAAUUCUCCAUUUAGAUUCCAUGAACAAGAUUUUAUUUUAUUAAAGUCAUUAGAAUAUACUAUUAAUAAUCAGAUUUAUCAUUUUAGCUUUGGAGACGAUUUUGUACAAAAAGAAUUUGAGAUCUUAAAUAUGGUUAAAAUAAUGGAUUCGAAUUAUAUUUCUCGUGAUGCUUACCGUGAAUUAGCUGCAGUAAAUUAUCACUUGUCACGUGAACACAAUAUCGUAAUCGAACAGAAUAAUUUAACCCAAAGGAUAACUAAUAACAUUCCAAUUAAACUUGUCAAUAUGAAUACAGAAGCAAUAGAUAAUUUAGAAACUAUUAACGAGUUAGAUAAUGAUAAUAUAGAUUUUAGUAAAGUACUAAAUUCAGUAGGUACUGGUGGGCAACGUGACUGUAAAGGAAUACUUAGAUAUAUAAUUCCUUAUUUAGUACAUAAAAAUAUAUUAUCAACUCAUAAUCCAGUAAUACACUUACGAAUUUCUGGUGAUGGCCAUAAUGUAGGUCGAAAAGUUAAGCACGUUAUGGUCACCUUUAUGAUUCUUAAUGAUCGAGAGCACUACCAUGUACCUAGUUAUCAUCAUACUAUUGCUUUAUAUCCAGGAACAGAAAAAUAUGAAUCUCUCGAGAUUAUAUUAAAUCCAUUUAUUAAUGAUCUUAGAGAUCUUAAAAUUAAUGGAUUGGAGGUUGAAGGUAUUUUUUGGCAGUUUGAAUUAUAUUUCAGUAGUGAUUGGAAAUUUCUCGCAAUAUGCCUUGAAUUAAAUACUGCAAAUUUGAAACAUUUCUGCGCGUGGUGUCUCUGUUCUAAACAGGAAAUUGGUAAUACAACAUGUGACUGGCGAAUAACAAAGUCAAUGGAUAAUUUAAAAAAUAAUUAUCAUAAUAUACCUGAAGAAUCUGCUACAUGGAAAUACAUAUCGUUAACUGGCGAAGAUAAAAUUAAAGUAUUGCAAUACUUUAAUUUAGCUAUUCUUUUUCGUCCAAGUCGAGCUAAAUUAAUUCGAUCUUUGUGGAAUAAAUUUAUUGAACUAUAUAAGGCAAUAUUUGAUCAAUAUAGUGAUUCUUUAUAUAUAAAACACCUAGCACUCGAAUGGUUAAAACUUUUUUUAAAACCUGAUGAAAAAGACCCAACAAAUUCACAAAACAUCGUAAAAGGCCUUUAUUUACCAACUCAUGUAACUCCCUAUAUUCAUUUUUUAGUAUUUUAUGGAUGGGAGUUACAUCAAAAACAUAAACAAUGGGGGUUAAAAGCAUUUUCUUGUAGCGCAGUUGAAAAAAAAAAUCAUAUACAUGUGUCUUUUUUUUUCCGGAAAACUACUAUGAAUGGUGGAAACCCUUUUAAGAGAAGUGCAGCUACAAUCGAAAUUUUAGAAUAUGAAUCACGAAAUAUUUUUUUUGCUUAUAAUGAUCUUCCUAGACAAAAAGUUAAAAAACUUGUAUUAAAUAAAUAA
Scutellospora calospora is the source of this 2049-nucleotide messenger RNA. The record is from the annotation of a GenBank genome assembly. NCBI's taxonomy places the organism in Eukaryota, Fungi, Glomeromycota, Glomeromycetes, Diversisporales, Gigasporaceae.